AUGGAAUCCAGCGCAUUCUUGGCAGAGGUCAAGAGACAGAUCGAGGAGCAGCAUGCUUUGGACAAUGCGAAGAUGCUGAUAGAAAAAGUUAACGACCACUGCUUCGAAAGAUGCGUACCCAAACCAGGCUCCGCCUUGUCGAGCAGCGAGCAGACCUGUGCGACUCAAUGCAUAGGGAAAUAUAUGCUCGCGUGGAACCAGGUCAGCAUCUCAUACAUCGGCCGCGUAAAACGAGAGCAAGUAUCGAGGUGA
Molecule: messenger RNA, 252 nt
Organism: Annulohypoxylon truncatum
Lineage: Eukaryota; Fungi; Ascomycota; Sordariomycetes; Xylariales; Hypoxylaceae
Product: Tim10/DDP family zinc finger-domain-containing protein
Exons: 2
Coding region: 1-252 (83 amino acids)
Source: RefSeq, a predicted model, not a curated record